Messenger RNA from Camellia sinensis, 1610 nucleotides. The record is from RefSeq and is a predicted model, not a curated record. NCBI's taxonomy places the organism in Eukaryota, Viridiplantae, Streptophyta, Magnoliopsida, Ericales, Theaceae.
ACGAGUCUAAAGAUUUCGCCUCUUACGUUGUCUAAGAAACCCUAAAGUUAAAUUUAAAAUUCUAGUCACCGAAUCCACACACACUCUCUCUCUGUCUCCGACUGCGUGCGCGUUCGUGUGCGUGUACUGUGAGUCUGUAAUAAUGGCGAUUUGCUGCUAUGAAUCUGCUGCUUCGAAGCUCAUCUCCAUCUCCACAUCCCCUCCGACCAACCCCUCCAAACCCAACACUUGUUUCUUCUCUGUAUCCCAAACCUUGAGAUUGAGAUGCAACCUCUCACUCCCUUCCAAAACCCUCGUUACAGAACCCCAACCCCUCUUCACCUCCGUCAAGUCCUUCGCACCCGCAACGGUGGCUAACCUCGGCCCUGGCUUCGACUUCCUGGGAUGCGCCGUCGACGGAAUCGGCGACUUCGUCACCCUCCGACUCGACCCUCAGGUCCACCCUGGCGAGAUCUCCAUCUCCGACAUCAAUGGCAAUUCCUCCACCAAACUCAGCAAAAACCCUCUCUGGAACUGCGCUGGAAUCGCCGCCAUCGCCGUCAUGAAGAUGCUCAACAUCCGAUCGGUCGGCCUCUCCCUCUCCCUCCACAAAGGUUUGCCUUUGGGCAGCGGCCUCGGAUCCAGCGCCGCCAGUGCCGCCGCAGCCGCAGUUGCGGUGAACGAGAUGUUCGGCGGUCCGUUAUCGGUGUCUGAUCUAGUCCUCGCCGGACUCGAAUCGGAAUCGAAAGUUUCCGGCUACCAUGCCGAUAAUGUGGCGCCGGCGAUCAUGGGAGGGUUCGUGUUGAUUCGGAGUUACGAUCCACUGGAAUUGAUUCGAUUGAAUUUCCCGAACGAGAAAGACUUGUUCUUUGUGUUGGUGACUCCGGAAUUCGAAGCUCCAACAAAGAAGAUGAGAGCAGCAUUGCCAACAGAGAUUACGAUGUCGCAUCAUGUGUGGAAUUGCAGUCAGGCUGGGGCACUGGUGGCGUCGGUGUUGCAGGGAGAUUUGAAGGGAUUGGGGAGGGCAUUGUCGUCGGAUAAGAUUGUGGAGCCGAGGAGGGCACCAUUGAUUCCAGGGAUGGAAGCGGUGAAGAAGGCGGCCAUGGAGGCUGGGGCUUUUGGAUGCACCAUCAGUGGAGCAGGGCCUACAGCAGUGGCGGUGAUUGAUGAUGAGGAGAGGGGGAGGGAGAUUGGGGAUAGGAUGAUUGAAGCGUUUAUCAAGGAAGGGAACUUGAAGGCAUCAGCAAUGGUGAACAGGCUUGACAGGGUGGGUGCUAGACUUGUAACUAGCAUUCCUAGAUGAUUGAUCAUCAUGAAUAACAAACAACAAAGGAAAGGACCCCCAUUCAGUGCAUGGUGGGUGCUCUGUGUGUGUGUGUUUUGAACCAAAAAACAUUGGCAGUGAUUGCUGUACUGUAUCAAUGGUGGUUGGGUUGUCCAUCUCAUUGAUUUGUAAGGGGAGGGAAGGGGAAUAAAAAUAAAAAUGAGCCAGCCACCCAGCCAGCCAUAUGUGAUCGAUCAUGCCCUUGUGUUGUUUCUUGUGAUUUACAUCCCCAAAUGGUUGCAUUUGCAUUUAUAUCACAAAUGACUGUUUUACUGACUGAAUUUGAUUUACAACUCUUCUAAGCUCA